This is a messenger RNA of Caenorhabditis angaria, 10065 nucleotides long. Lineage: Eukaryota; Metazoa; Nematoda; Chromadorea; Rhabditida; Rhabditidae. The record is from the annotation of a GenBank genome assembly.
AUGGGAUUGCUCAUAUUAGUGAGCAUGAUUUGCACACUUCCAACAGCUCAGGCUUUUGGCGAUUUAUCGCUGCCUUUUGGGCUUGAGCACAGUGUUGUCAAAUCGCGAUUCUCGUCGCUUUCCGGCGGUCCCAAACAACGUGAUAUUCACGUGUUUGUGAUGAAAAAUAUUAGUGAAGAUACGCCGGUUGGAACGGUGCUUGAGACUUUUCGAGCACACGAUUCGAGUAAUCCGAUGUAUAAUUUCUCGUGAGUUUUUUUUUGAAGUUCGGGGUUUUUAUGUUUAAAAAAAUAGGGAAAAAUAAUUAAAGAACAGAUUUUCCACGUGGCUUUUAAGCUUUAAAAAUUUAAAUAAUCCAACAUUUUGAGAAUAAAAAAUAGCUGGUUUAAAUUUUCAAAAAAUUUGACCAAGUUAAACAUGUCUUUUUCUAAUUUUCUAAGGUUUCGGAGCUUAAAAAUAGGUUUUUGAUAUAAAAUUCAUGAAAAAUCCACGUUCUCUGUUAUUUUCUAACUCCAACGUCAACAUUUCCACGAUGUUUCUAGCUCAAAAACCCCCAAACUUUUCCUUGCCACCCAAUCCAUCAUAAUCAUAUUUACAAACCCACACAUCAUAAUUCUCAUGUAGUCUCCUCUCUUUAAUUGUCACAAUGAGUUAUCGUCAAAAAAUUGGCCCACAGUUGAGAAGAUAUCUCAAAUCUCAAUCUUUUCCCAUUUUUCUGUUCGCGCAAAAAGAAAGAAGGAAGAAGAACAAAUAAAAUCAUAUAUUUAUUAUUAUAUGAAGGGGGGGGAUGACUAGUAAUGGUAUGGUGACCUUUAGAUAGAAAUGUAUUGUUUGUUUUAUAAGUGGUAGGUAGGUAGGUUGGUAGGUAGAAUAUGGAAUAGACAGGUAAAAGGCAAGGUCGUUUAAACAGGGGAGAUUUGAGCUUUUGGAGAGAAUAUUGAUUAGAAACGAUAAUUUGACAGUCAAAAAGGUGAAAAAUAGUUUUUCGCAUAAGCCUUUUCAGCUCCAAAGUUAGAGGCUUGAAAUUAGGGUUUUAAAAUAUUUGUCAAAAAUAUCUAAAUUCCAGCCUUUGUAAAAGUUUCCAAAAAAUUCAUAAAAAUUCCGAUUUUCCCAAAUCUAAAACAAAUAUUUAGUAGAUGUUAAUGUACCAUUCCAUUAUUUAUUAUGAGUGUAACAAAAAAUCCAUUUCCUAUUGCGUAAUUUUUCGCUCAAAGUUACCCAAUAAUUCCUAAUUACCUUAACACUUGCCCAAAUUUUUCUUCGUCUUCUCGAAUACCAGAAGAAGAAGAAUAGACAAGAAAACGAGGCAAAAUUAGGCGCUGUUGACCCCGAUUUUUUGAUUGAUUUUUGAGAUGAGAAUCGGCUGCGGCAUGUUUUGUUCAUUGUGACUAACAAGGUGUUCGUUUUGGAGGAAAAUGGGAGAUUUUUGGGGGAAUGUUGGAUUUUUUGAGCUAGAAAUUUUGGAAAAUGAGAAUAAAAACCAGCUGAAAAUUACAUAAGUUUCAAAAUUUAAUCUUCGAAGCCUGAAGCGUUAUCAACCACCAAAAAAUAUUAUUUUUUUUCAAGCACUUUGAAAAUCUCAAUUUUUACCGCUACAAAAAUUACGCAAUUUCCUCUUCUAAAAAUUGCGUAACUCUCAAAUUUGACACCUGUUAAGUGCAUUUCCAUUUUUAAGUGGUUGUUCGACAUAUGUCCAAUGCUAUGACGCAACGUUUUCACCAAUUUGUUGGCGCCAAAUUUUUUUCUCGCCACGAUUUUUUGAUCAAAUCUUGAGAAGAAAUGCAAACAAAACUUGGACAGGUGUCAGAGACAAAAAGCUGUGCUUUUGUUCUUUUUUGUCUUGUUUUCUUCAUUUCACACCAACAAAACAAGGGAUUUUCUUGUUUUGAAAAGAAGAAGGAAAAUUUAAAGGAACAGGUGGAGAAUUUCACACCAUAUGGUGUAAUUAUCAAGAUUCUCUCAAAAAUGUUCCUUUUUGACAUGAAAAUUACAAUGUUGACUUAUUAUUUUUGCAUGAUGAUACGUGCCUUAUAGAUUAAUAUUAUAUUUAUGUAUAAUAUUAUUUAUAAAUAGGAAUAGAUGGGGAAAAAGGGGCGAGAGGAAUGUUUGUUUUGAAGGAGGUCGAUGACUUUUUGAAUAGGAAUGGCAGGUGUAAAGAAGACUUUUAGGAAGAGGGGCUGAAAAUUAGGAAGAUUUUGAGCUGAAACCCCUGAAUUUUAAGCCAGAAAUUGUGAAAAAUUAUGAAUUUUAAAACCAAAAUUCAGUCCAAUAACUGGAAUUUCUUGCUCCAAAUUUUAUAAGAAAAUCACAAUUUUCUAAUUUUGAAUCAUGAAAACUAGUAUUGUGUAACUUGAACAUUCGGAUUUUUGUGUAUAAAUUCAUCUAAAAAUUCUGUUUAAAUUUCUAACUGAAAAUCCACAAAUUUUCUUUCGGAAAUCUAUGAACUUCGUAUGAAACAUGGAAAAUCACAGUUUCAAUUUGAAAAAUUCCAGUUUUCACCCAAAAAAUUUCCCAUUUCCGGUUCAAAAACCUCUCUUUUCCAAUGGUUAGGCGUUAGUUUAAGCAAACAAACACGCUUUUUCAAUGUUUUAUUCAUAUUUUUCCCGCCCCAGAAAAAGACAAAUAAUAGUAAUAAUAAUAUAUAUGUUCGCCUCAAAAAUGACCGGUGCGAAAUAUCAAAUAACAAAAAGACACAGACCAAUUAUAUAAUUGUUUGUGAGUGUGAAACUUGAACUAUGUGUGCUCUUUUUGAACGCGGCGGGAGUGCAAAAUGAGCAAAACACAGGGUUUCCUGCGUGUAAAAAUGACCAAAAACAUCCCAAAUAACCUCAUAUUUUUCUUCAGAUUCCGAAUCAAUCGACAAUCCGAUCCGAAACGACAAUUCACCAUUGAUCAAGAUGGAACACUUCGAGUUGCUCAUAAAUUGGACCGCGAAGACAUUGCUGUUUAUAAUUUGAUCAUUGAAGCCUAUGAUAAUUGUGAGUUUUUUUUGGAGUUACUGUAAAUUUUGGAGCAUUUUGAAACCAAAUUUCCGCCACAAAAUCCCAACUCUCUCAAUUUUUCCAGCCAACAAUAUUGGUCGUCAAAUGGUUGCCGUCUACUUGCAAGAUGUCAAUGAUAAUGGUCCUGAACCGUAUACCGUACCACGUCCAUGUAUUUUCCGCGAAAAUACGCCAGUAAAUCAAUUGGGAACCUGUGAGAUUCGAGCCACCGAUAGAGAUACUGCGUGAGUUUUUUGAGCUCAUAAUAAUCUGAAUUUGAAAAUUCUCACUAAUUUCAAAAAAUGUCUUGAUUUUGGCCAUAAAAUAGUCAUAUUUCGACUCAAAAUGCUUCAAAUUUUAUCCGAUUCCCCUUUAUCACCGCUAAAUUCCUUAUUUUCAGCGAAUUUGGUCCACCAUUCCGAAUGGAAGUUGCACCAAACUUCAAAUAUAGCCAAUAUUUAAAUGUGGUUUUCAAUCAAAUGGGCGACAAUGGAAAUGGAUCAAUGACAAUCACUCCACUUCAAGAAUUUGACCGAGAAUCGCCAGUUCCCGGAAAAAUUCUCGAAAUCCCACUUAAAUUGACUGAUCAAGCUGAUAAAACGAAUUAUGCAUCGGUUCAUGUGAUUAUUGGAGAUGUGGUAAGUCGACUUUUCACUUUUUUUAUGACUUUUCGCGCCACAAGAAAUGGCCACCAUAUUUGGGUUAACGAUGUGUCAUAAAAUGAUGAUUAUGUUAUUGAGAAGACAUUUUUGGAAGAGGAAACAAAUUGGGCAAUUUUGCGGGAAAAUUUGAGGGAUUUCUAGGCUGAAAAUUGGGUGGAAAUCUAGAUCUUGAGCCCUGAAAAUUUGAUUUUUAAUCUGAAAUUUUUGGCUGAAAAUAUUAGUUUUCACGUCAGAUUUUUAAUUUUUCCCAAUGUUUUUUGGUGCUAAAGAAUCACCACGACCACAAAAUCUACAGUAGCCAGCCACUUUCCCUUUUUCCACCCUCUUCUUUUUUUUUCGAUUGUGUCAUAAUCUGUCGGCACCUUUUUUGUACUCACCCCAAAAAAAGAAUACUAUUUCUAAUUUGUUUGCCAAUCUUUUUUGGCUAAUAUGGUCAUAUUUUUUGAAGAGCGUCGGCACCUCUUUUUUGAUGAUUUUGAGGGUUUUUUCUAUUUUUGAGGGACUUUUCUAUAUUUUGAAGUGUACAAGAAAAAGAGGGGCCCAAUUACUAUAAUAAGCAAUUUGGAGAGAAUACUCUCUACUCUAUUUUGGAUAUACAUAUAACCUAAUUUGGAAACACGAAAUGAAUGGGAUGAGGGAAGAAAAUAAGGGAAGCGAAAAGGAAAUUUGAAUCGGAAGGGUGGCGGGGAAUUGAUGGAUUUUGGAGUGAAAAAUUGGGGAGAAUUGGGGAUUCUGAGCCUAGAAUCUUUAGGAGCUUUGAAACUUCAUUCAUUUUUAGAUUUUCUGGAUUGUAAUUGUGAAAACUGGGGAUUUUUGAGCCUAGAAACUUUGAAAGUAGGCUACAGUAUCCGAGUAUCAUGGAUCCACGAAUUAUACGACCUCGAGUGUUUGCACAUUUCUCCGGCUACAGUACAUUUGUGCGCGGCAAAUUCAAACGCAUGAGAAUUUUUUUGAAAAUUUUUUCUUUUUUUCUGUUUUUUUCAUUUCGUGCAUGAAAUAUGAACGUAAACGAAAAAAUGGAGAAAAUGACCAGUUAGUAUAUGAAAAAAAAAAAUAAAUUGAUGAUUUAAAAAGUUGCCUACUACAAAAAGCCUCAAAUUCUAUAUUUGACAUUUUCAGAGCAAUUUCUUCAGUUAUUUCAAUCAUGAACACCUUGAAAUAGAAAGAGAAAACUUUUUUCAACAUUUUCAGCAAUAUUUAUCCAGGAUUUAUCGAAUUUUUAUUGACAAGAAACAUAUCCAUGACAAAAUACGUGGUUUUUCGAGGUGGCCAUACAUUAAUGAUUAUUAAAAUCCGCAACGACAAUCAACACUCAUCACAUAUUUUCCGCCAUAAAAUUUGCUUUCGAAUGCUAUAUUGGACAUCUCAAUCGACCCUCUAUGAGUGAAAACCUAAUUUCACAUCUUGAUUUCAAACUUGUGUGUCGCCUUGUUUGUGUGUGUUUUUCCUUUUAUCGCUUGUGCCUCGGCCAUUUUCACGUUUUGCUCACUUUUACAGAUAUCGAUUUGUAGAACUUUUCAUGUUCUUUCAUAUACUAACUGGUCAUUUUCUCCAUUUUUUCGUUUACGUUCAUAUUUCAUGCACGAAAUGAAAAAAACAGAAAAAACGAAAAAAUUUUCAAAAAAAUUCUCAUGCGUUUGAAUUUGCCGCGCACAAAUGUACUGUAGCCGGAGAAAUGUGCAAACACUCGAGGUCGUAUAAUUCGUGGAUCCAUGAUACAAUUUUCUUGAUUUUGAAUGAAAAUGAAGAGCUGAAAAUUCAUCAAAAGUUUUCGGUCUACAGUCCCAAAAGUAGUUCAAAAAUCCACCUACAGUACUCAUCUAGGGUCUUGGGCAGAUUUUGUUAAUUCAAUUCAAAAUUCAGUGUGUGUUUUUGUGCUCUAAUCCUUCUCCUCCUGUUCAUCUGAUCUCUUAAUUAGGCCUUUCUCCCAUUAUUUUCUUCCUGUUUUUGAACCCAUUAAUGUGUUCAUUCUCUAAUAUUAUAAUAUGUCAAGUGCCUACUAAUUUGCAUGUUUUAGUAGAACAUUUUGAGAGUAAGGGAUUAGGUGAAAGGGGUCAAAAAUGGAGAGGUGCUAUGAAACUAUCUCAAAACAUUCUGAAUAAUUCUAGAAGAUAUAGAGAAAAAUCCCAUAAAAUUUCAAUUUUAUUCAAUUUUUUGCAGAAUGACAACCCAAUGCACGAUGGAAAAAUGACAAUCCACGUAAAUUCGUAUUUGGGAAGAUUAAAACAAACAACAAUUGGAAGAGUUUAUGUGGAUGAUGCAGAUGAUUGGGAUUUGGCUGAUAAAACAUUCUCAUGGAAAGAAUCGAAAUCCGGAUUCGAAUUAUCUGAUAAAGGAGAAAUUACAAUGGAUGCAAAUAUGCCAGCUGGAACUUAUACAAUGUCUGCAAAUUGUCACGAUAAUAUGAGAGAUGAAGAUGCUGUUGGUUAUGUUACUGUAAUUGUGAAUACUGUACCACAAGUCGCAUUUGAUAAUCAAGGAUCGGUACAAUUAUUGAUAUCAGAAGAUUCACCACUGCAAUUGCCCGAUGAUUUUAUAAGAUCGGAUUCGAAUGGAGUGUCGUUGUUGGAUAGUUUUAAACAGGAGAUGAAUAAUUAUAUGGGAGGAGAUGUGGAGAUUGAUGUUUUCUCGAUUCAGGUAUGCAGAUUUUGCGGGAACGGUGUUAUGGGGAAAGUUUGGGUGAAAUUUUGAUUUUAGCGGGUUUUACGCUUCAAAAUUCAUGAAAAACCCGAUUUUUUGACAAUUUUUCACUUCAAAAAUUAUUUUUUUGCACUAUGUUUUGAUGAUUUUUGAGCUCACGAUUCUAUUAAUAAUCAGAAUUUCAUUCAGAAUUACGAUUUUCUACCAAUUUUUCACUUGAAAAUUAUGAUUGGCUGAAAACUGCCUUUACCCGUUUUAUAUUUGAAAUCAGCUUCAAAUUUCAUUUUUCAACUGAAAAUUACUGAUUUUGUACUCAGACCCCAAGCCUGUCUCUGAAAAUCAAAAAACUUCACUGUUUCAAAAAAUGUUCAUGUGUUUUUCUCAAAAUUUGUAAUUUUGAUAUCAAGUUGGACUCUUAUUCCAAAAUUCAAAAAAUUCAAGGUUGAUUGGGCGACAAGUCUUGGAAAAUUGGUAAAAAUUCUAGCUGUUGUUGAUUUAUUUUUUUGCACCGAAGUUUUUCUAGCACUUUUUAUUUAUAAUUUAUAUUUUAAACCUAAUAUUGUCAUUCCGAAAAUAAAAGAACCCCCGUUUGAAUUGGCGCUCACGUACAGUAGACUAAAAAUGACGUGACACAUGCACAUCAAACUGGUUGGCAAAUAGCCAACGUGUAAAUUUCGCAUUUUAUUUUUCAAAUAGACUCCAAAAUUUUGCGAAGUCUACUGUGGUCUUGGUUUCCUAGGCCAUUUCGGUUCUCUUCCAACGUUCUUAUUUUUUCGGAAUGACAAUAGUUUUUUUUUGGAUUUUUUUUGAAAAGGCAUGGAAAAAUUACGUUUUAAUAAUUGAAUUUAUACAAUUCUGAAUUUUUCAAAUUGAUUUUGCGCACACAUUUCAAAAAUUGCAUUUCAAAAAUUCUGGGAUUUCUUUUAGAUGGUUGUGAAUUUAUUCCCCCACCAAUUCUUCCACCCAAAACAUCUCACCAAUAAUAAAUUUCAGGUCGGACUCGCCACUCUUCAAACUCGCGAUGUUCCAGUUCUCAAUGUUCGUUUCAAUGCUCGCGGAGCAAAUUAUCGCGAUUCAGCUCAACUCAACGGAUUAGUCUCAGCGCACAGAGAACAACUUCAGCAAAAAUUGGGUGUCGAUAUUGUUGGUGUCGGAAUUGAUAUGUGCAAAUUCACAACUUGCGAUGCUGGAUGUCAAACACUGAACUCGGCUGAUUUCGAUGGUGUUGUUGUCGCUGCAAAUAGUACGGUUGUUGUUGGAGUUAACACAACUUCCCGUGAUGAUUGUACUUGCCCGAUUUGGCGAGCUCCACCCAGUUGCCAACACUCGAUUUGUCAUAAUGAUGGAGUUUGUCACAACACAAGUCCCGGAUUCUUCUGUGAAUGCAGAAAUGAUGGAUUGAAGGGAUCAAGAUGUCAAGGAACUACUAGAUCUUUCGGUGGAAAUGGAUUUGCCUGGUAUAAACCGAUGCCAGCGUGUACCAGCUUGAAUAUCUCAUUUAGCUUUAUGACAACGUGAGUUUUAGAGAACUGAAAAUGUUAUGAGAAAUUAUUAGCCCGAAAACUGUUUUUCGGCCCUGAAAAUUUGAAUUCUGGAAUUUUACAGUUUUUGGUCGUUUCUUGACUCGGAAACUAUUUUUUGUAUUUUUCAAAAAUAUAUCAGAAAUACCAAGAUCCUCUAAAACUCUCAAAACCUUUAUUUUUGCAGCCAAUCUGAUGCUCUUCUCUUUUACAAUGGACCAAUGGAUACAGACACAGCUGGAACACACAUUGAAUAUUCCGAUUAUAUUUUCAUUCAACUUCGAGGUGGACGAGUUUCACUUGAAGUUUCAAUGAAUGGACAAAGUCGAUCAAAUCUCGAAGUUCAAUCUUCAGCUUUGAAUGAUGGAACUUGGCAUGAAAUAUCAGUAAAUCAAGAAGGAAAACGAGUUGAACUAGUUAUCGAUUCUUGUCGAUUCCUUGGAAUGGGAACUGAUGAAUCAUCCUGUAGAGCUGAAAUAUAUACACCAGAUGAUGAUGAAAGAUUGAAUAUUGUGACACCUGUACAAAUUGGAGGGCUUGCACCACUUUCUGGACAAGAUUAUCCAAAUUCUGUACCAAGAACUGGAUUGAAUGGAUGUGUCAGAAAUCUUUAUGUAAAUGGAGAUCAAUAUGAUUUGGCAACACCGGCUUAUGAACAAAAUAGUGAAAAAGGAUGUAGAUUGUGGGGAAGCGCGUGCGAUUCGAAUUCGAUUGAUUCUUUGAAUCACUGUGUACAUGGAGAUUGUUUUGCGGAUAUUCAAGGAAGCACUGCGAUGGUUGCGAAAUGUAUUUGUGAUCCAGGAUGGGGUGGAAGUCGAUGUGAGAAAAAGAUCGAAUGGAUUCAGUUCUCAUCAGGUGGAUUCAUUGAAUAUUCACCCAAAGUUGCAUUCAAUGAACAAAAUAACGAGAUUGAUUUGCUCUUUAUUUCUGGAAAAGUUGGAGGAACUGCUGAACUUUCAUACGGAACAGAUAGUCAGCAAUCUUAUGUAUCUACAAAUCUAGAAUCUAGCUCGAAUGGAAUUAGUCCAGCUGCCAAAUUCGAUAUUGGCGCCGGUGGUCAAAGAAGUCAACACGAACUUCGAGUCGCCGAAGUUUUGCUGAAGGAGAAUGCUAGUUAUUGGAUGCAAUUUAGAAGAAAUCCGACAAAAGCAUCAUUGACAAUUGAUGGAGCAUAUUCAGUUGAGGAAUUGAUUCCUAAAGGACAACCGUAUUCUUUGCAAGUCAAUCAAAUUAUGCUUGGAACACAAGGACAAGGAAAAGGAUUCCAGGUUUGUUGGGGAAACAUUUGGGGAUUUUUAAAACAGUCCCGAUUCUGAGGAAUCUCUUCAAAACCUUCAUAUUUUUACAGGGUUGUAUUGGAACAUAUCGUUGGUCGAAACAAAAUAUGCCAUUGAAACGCGGUGGAAGUUUGGAUGAAAAUGAAGAAUCGAUGGUUUCAAUCUCGAAUUCUGGAGGUGUUCAAGAUGGUUGUGAUCUACGAAUCACUUGUGCCCACCUUCCUUUGGGUUACUGUGGCGGUUCUUUUGUGUGUGUCGAUUUCUGGAAAGGACCAUUCUGCACUUGUCCUGAUGGAGCUAACGCGAUUCUUGGAGAAGAUGGACAAGUUGUUGGAUGUGGAGCCACGUUGGCUGUUUCGAAAUUGGGAAUUAGUAAUCCGGCGAUUAUUUUGAUUUUAGUUUCGUUGGCAUUGUUAAUGAGUGAGUUUUGGUGUUUUUUGGAAUCAAAAAUUAAUUUUUCAAUUUUCAGUUCUUGUUUUGAUGAUGGUUGUUUACACGCGACGAACACCGGCACCAUUUGAAAAUAUUCGACCAGAAGAAUUGAAUCGCGAUAACUUGAGACCGUAUGCGGUUGAAGGAGGCGGUGAAGCUGAUAAUGAUCAGGUUAGUACCUUUUUUGCUGUUGAACAAAUGAUUUUUCGACGUGGGUUUGAAAAAAUUAAAAUUUCACUCCAUUUUCUAAAAAAAAUGUGCCACAUGGAAACCAUAAAAAUCUAAUUUUCUUUUUUUUCAGUAUUCAAUCGCUGGUCUUCGAAAACCAGUUAUGCCACUCGAUACUGGAUUAGGCGGUGUAACAGGUGGUGCACCACCAUUAUAUCCGCCACGUGGAAUGAUGAAACCACAAAAUGACGAUGAAUUGAACUCGAAAAUUAAAGAUCUAGAAUCAGAUCAGAAUGCCGCACCUUAUGACGAACUUCGAAUUUACGACGAUGAACGAGAUAAUAUAUCAGUUGUCACUUUGGAAUCAAUUGAAAGUGCUCAAUAA